Prorocentrum cordatum is the source of this 189-nucleotide messenger RNA. The record is from the annotation of a GenBank genome assembly. NCBI's taxonomy places the organism in Eukaryota, Dinophyceae, Prorocentrales, Prorocentraceae.
GAGGAGGAAGAGGAGGAGGAGGAGGAGGAUGGGGAGGAGGAGGAGGAGGAGGAGGAGGAGGAAGGCAGGAGGAGGAAGACAGGAGGGGAAGGGGAUCGAUGUUUCUUUGGGUGCGCGUCACCGCUGCACGCUCGGCGGGUCAGGCCAGGUCAAGACAGGCCUGCACGUUUGCGGGGGGCCACCACAUAG